This is a messenger RNA of Cucurbita moschata (crookneck pumpkin), 1943 nucleotides long. RefSeq names its product cationic amino acid transporter 9, chloroplastic-like. The transcript is spliced from 8 exons. The record is from RefSeq and is a predicted model, not a curated record. Gene Ontology annotation, biological process: amino acid transport; transmembrane transport. Gene Ontology annotation, molecular function: amino acid transmembrane transporter activity. NCBI's taxonomy places the organism in Eukaryota, Viridiplantae, Streptophyta, Magnoliopsida, Cucurbitales, Cucurbitaceae. Gene Ontology annotation, cellular component: membrane. Bases 34 to 1725 code for a protein of 563 amino acids.
UCUUCCUGAUUCAUCACGUGGCAUUGGCUAAUCAUGGGAGGCCGAAAUGUACCGACCGUUUCUUCUUCUUCCUCUUCUUCUUCUUCGUUUUUCUCCCACUUUUGUUCCUCUGCAUUGAGAACCAAGCCAAGUAAUUCUCCGUAUGAUGUCUUCUCCAACCGUAUCAACUCCGGCGAAGGCCUCAUACGUCGUCUUGGCGUCAUCGACCUCAUUCUUAUCGGUGUCGGCGCUUCCAUUGGAGCCGGAAUCUUCGUCAUCACCGGUACCGUCGCUCGGGACACUGGUCCUGGAGUCACCAUUAGUUUCAUACUAGCUGGAGUAUCAUGUAUCUUAAAUGCACUCUGCUAUGCUGAGCUAGCCACACGCUUUCCCCCUGUUGUGGGCGGUGCAUAUCUGUAUGCAUAUACAGCAUUCAAUGAACUCACUGCUUUUCUUGUUUUCGCACAAUUGACGCUUGACUACCAUAUUGGAAUUGCUAGUAUAGCGCGGAGCUUAGCAGGUUAUACAGUUUCGUUUCUUGAGAUCUUUCCCAUUUUUAAAGAUAAUAUUUCAAAUUGGUUUGGAAAUGGGCAAGAGUUCUUUGGAGGAGUUGUUUCUGUUAAUCUACUGGCUCCAGUUUUUGUAGCAAUAUUGACCUUUAUUCUGUGUUGGGGUGUUGGAGAGUUUUGUGCUAUAAACUCCAUCAUGUCGUCAUUAAAGGUCAUCAUUGUUGUGUUUGUCAUCUUCGUUGGUGCUUUUGAGGUUGAUGUUUCAAAUUGGUCUCCUUUUACUCCAAAUGGUUUUCAUGCAGUGUUAACUGGAGCUACUGUAGUAUUCUUCGCAUAUGUAGGCUUUGAUGCAGUUGCAAAUUCAGCCGAAGAAUCUAAAAGUCCGAGGAGGGAUUUACCAAUUGGUAUAAUCGGAAGUCUUCUCAUUUGCAUUGCUCUAUAUAUUGGUGUCUGUUUGGUGAUAACUGGAAUGGUUCCUUAUUAUCUUCUUGGGGAAGAUGCUCCCUUGGCCGAGGCUUUUACAUCCAAAGGCUUGAAUUUUGUUUCUUUAAUGAUAAGUAUUGGUGCUAUUGCUGGACUUACAACGACCCUUCUUGUUGGUCUUUAUGUUCAGUCACGUAUGUACCUUGGGCUUGGGAGAGAUGGUUUGCUGCCUUCUAUUUUUUCCAAAGUGCACCCCAAAUACCACACUCCUAUCACUUCGCAACUCUGGGUUAGUUUUGUAGCUGGCUUAUUGGCUGGACUAUUUAACGUGCACUCACUCGCUCGUAUUCUUUCAGUUGGCACCUUGACCGGCUACUCUGUUGUCGCGGCUGGUGUUGUCACCCUUCGGUGGGAGGAUAAGACAGCCAGUCCGGCAUCUUCAUCAACUUGGCGUGAAGGUGUCAUCUGUAUUAUGGUAGUUGCUUGCAGUGGUUUUGGUGCUGGAUUGUUUUACCGAUUCGGUUCACUAUGGGUUUCUAUGGUAGCCGCUGUUUUUGCAUUACUUGCAUCGAUUGCUCUUCAUCUUCGCCAUGUCUACGGAGAUGUGCUAGGAUUUCCUUGCCCGGGAGUUCCCUUUGUGCCGGCCCUUUGCAUAUUCUUCAACAUGUUCCUAUCAGCUCAGUUACACCAAGAAGCCUGGGUUAGAUUUGUGGUGCUCAGUGUCAUUACAGUCAUCUUUUAUGCAUGUUAUGGGCAGUAUCAUGCCACCCCGAGUUUGGAAGGUUCUGAGAUUUAUUUUCCGGUUCCAGGGUAGGAAGUUCGAUUUUUGUUCAUAAAUGUUAUGGUCCUAUGUCUUAUUGUACAUUGAUGAUUACCCCCUUAUACCAUAGUGUAAUACUCGAAGUAGCGUAGCGUAGCAGUCGAAUGAAUCAUUUGAGAGCUCCUAUUAGGACGGUUUGGCAUAAAGUAAUAUAGAUGACCAUGAAUACGAGUGGUACGAGAAUAAGAUGUCUAGAAAUUAUAAAUGUAUAA